GCCGCGUAAAUUUAACUUCCGCGGCAUAUGUGAUGGGAAAUUAAGAGGGGCGGACUUGGUCAGCAAAAGGCAGCUAUUUCCCUCUAAUUUUACCUUCAAAUGUAAUUCGCUUUUCUUUCUUUGGCUCCCGGAAAGAAUCCAGAAAGCAAACUUGGAAAAAGAAAAAGAUUUUUAUUUCUUGAUUGCAAAAGCAAUACUUACUCAAUAUUUUGGCAUUUGAUCAUUUUUUUAUAUAAUUCUUUAGUUUUUGUGAAAGUGCAUUUUUCUUUUUCAAGGAUUAUUUCUGGGUACACGUUGCUGUAUUUAUAAUAUUUGUAUAUACAGAAAGGAUGGACUGGUCUGCUACUUCUGCUACAAAGGCUUAUCUUGAUACCCUCAAACUGUGUGGCGAUCACAAGAGGAGAUGUGGGUCGUGGAUGAGCCGAGAACCAGGGAGCAACGAAUUCAUAUCAGCAAUAGCAGCAGGAAUGAAAGCUAAACUCAUAGUGGAAGUCACAUACGGUUUAUCACCAUCAACUGUGGCCUUAGCAACCGCCGCCAGACAUAGCGGGGGCCGCCUAGUGUGCAUUCUUCCAGAGCCAGUUCUUGCAGAAGCCAAGAAAGUAAUUAAAGAUUCGGGUCUUAAAGAUUUGGUAGAAUUCAGGACAGGUGACCCAUGUCAGCUAUUGCCAGAUUACGAGAACAUAGAUUUCUCUCUUGUGGAUUGCAAGAAUGAUGAGUAUACAAGGUUGCUAAAAUUGAUAGAUGUUAAUCCUACAAGAUCAGUGGUGGUGGCAAACAACUUGGUGGGUGGGAAGAAAGGGUUGGGAGGACAGAUUAUUAGCAGGGGAGUCAUGAAAGACAAGGAUGAACUUGUUGUGAGGUCUACUAAGCACCCGGUUGGGAAAGGAAUGGAGGUAACUAUGAUCGGUAAAUCUAAUGCUAUUGUUAAGAGAAACCGCGCCGGGGGAGGAAGGGGAGGAGGAGAAUUUGAUUUUUCAUCUGAAAUGAGGGGUAGUACUGCCAUGAUAAAAAAUGCUGCCAAGAGCAGAUGGAUUGUGAAAGUUGAUCAAGUGAGCGGCGAGGAACAUAUCUAUAGACUGCCUAAAAGACAAUCUUUACUUAAUUAAAGAAGCAAAUGAUCAUUCCUGACGCCCCUUUUAAGUACACCUCAAAUUCCAUGUCAAGUGAAAAUCAGGGUCCUGUGCAUGCGAUGGGAGCUCUGGCAAAGGUUUAUUAUAGGACAAAGAAAAUUUGUGGGUUCAUCAGAGGCGACCCGGCUCAUGUUCUUCAAUCCUCUAGCCUCACUGUGGCUCUUGACAAUGCUUUUUAAAGUUGUAUUCAUUUGGUCCAUUGCAUCUCAUGCAGGCAACAUUUCUCCUAGUUAUUACCUGAAGGCUGUGCAAGUGAAUUAAAUGCCAAUUGUAUAUAUAAAUAUAUACAUUUAUUUUUUAAUAUAUAUAAAUAGCACCUCAAGUACAAAGAAGGUUAUUAGGAUGCUUUAUAUUGCAUCAAUAAUGAUUUCUAUGAGACAAUGAUAGAUCAUGGGUCUACUUAUUAUUGUUAUUCUAAAGAGAAGCUUUUGUAAGAUCAUAUUCUUAAAAGAAAACUUUGGGCUUGAUUCAGUUGCUGUACCUACUUGUUAAUCAAAUAAUAUGUA
Messenger RNA from Ricinus communis (castor bean), 1639 nucleotides. RefSeq lists its product as uncharacterized. The transcript is spliced from 2 exons. The record is from RefSeq and is a predicted model, not a curated record. Bases 330 to 1109 code for a protein of 259 amino acids. NCBI's taxonomy places the organism in Eukaryota, Viridiplantae, Streptophyta, Magnoliopsida, Malpighiales, Euphorbiaceae.